Messenger RNA from Manis javanica (Malayan pangolin), 1142 nucleotides. It is a transcript of the gene EPYC, whose product is annotated as epiphycan. Gene Ontology annotation, cellular component: extracellular matrix. Gene Ontology annotation, biological process: bone development; articular cartilage development. Lineage: Eukaryota; Metazoa; Chordata; Mammalia; Pholidota; Manidae. Gene Ontology annotation, molecular function: protein binding. The record is from RefSeq and is a predicted model, not a curated record.
GAAUUCACAACCAUUGGUCAGGGGCGAAUACCACUGGCUCUGCGUCCUCAGUCACUUCGUGCCAUUUCACCAAGUAGGAGUCAAAGAAAAGCUUGAAAAAUGAAAACACUAGCAAGACUUAUCCUGGGACUCAUCAUCUUUGAUGCCGCUGUGGCCGCUCCAACCCUGGAGCCCAUCAACUAUGACUCAGAAACCUACGAUGCCACCUUGGAAGACCUGGAUAAUUUAUACAACUAUGAAAACGUACCUAUUGGUCAAGCUGAGGUUGAAAUAGCGACAGUGAUGCCUUCAGGGAACAGAGAGCUCCUCACCCCGCCCCCACAACCAGAGGAGGCUGAAGAGGAGGAGGAGGAGUCCACCCCUAGGCUGAUCGAUGGCUCUUCCCCACAGGAGCCCGAAUUCCCCGGGGUCCUGGGCCCACACACCAGUGAAGACUUUCCAACCUGCCUUCUGUGCGCUUGCAUACGCACCACCGUGUACUGCGAUGACCGUGAACUUGAUGCUAUCCCUCCACUGCCCAAGAACACUGCUUAUUUCUAUUCCCGCUUUAACAGAAUUAAAAAGAUCAACAAAAAUGACUUUGCCAGCCUGAAUGAUUUAAGAAGGAUUGAUCUGACAUCAAAUCUAAUAUCUGAGAUUGAUGAAGAUGCGUUCAGAAAGCUUCCUCAACUCCAAGAGCUUGUCCUGCGUGACAACAAAAUAAGGCAACUUCCAGAACUGCCCACCACUCUGACAUUUAUUGAUAUCAGCAACAAUAGACUUGGAAGGAAAGGAAUAAAGCAAGAAGCAUUUAAAGAUAUGUAUGACCUCCGUCAUCUCUACCUCACUGAUAACAACUUGGACCACAUCCCUCUGCCACUCCCUGAAAACCUACGAGCCCUCCACCUCCAGAAUAACAACAUUCUAGAAAUGCAUGAAGAUACCUUCUGCAAUGUUAAAAAUUUGACUUAUAUUCGCAAGGCACUAGAAGACAUUCGACUGGAUGGAAACCCUAUCAAUCUCAGCAAAACUCCUCAAGCAUAUAUGUGCCUUCCUCGUUUGCCUGUUGGGAGUCUUGUCUAAUUUCAGAUAAUACUUAGCAUUAUAAUGCCUUCUAUAACCAAACAAUUCUUACUGCUCUCUUCAAAAACAAAAUUCAGCAU